This is a messenger RNA of Nezara viridula (southern green stink bug), 2749 nucleotides long. The record is from the annotation of a GenBank genome assembly. NCBI's taxonomy places the organism in Eukaryota, Metazoa, Arthropoda, Insecta, Hemiptera, Pentatomidae.
AUUUUUAGAUGAUACACAAUAAAUUAUUUACAGCAAGAAAAUUAUAUAUCGAUUACUCCAUAUGAAGACAGAUAAAUAACACUUAACCUGAAUCUUUAAAAUAUUAAAAAGUGCUCAUUUAGAAAAUUUUAACUUGAUGAAUAAUAUAAAUUGAAAAAAUAAAAAUAGAAUGAUAACAAAUUGAUCGAUGUAGAGGAAUCGAUUUACUAGCCGCUUGCGCUGGGCCAGGUUAGCAUUCUGACUCAGGGUCGUUUGAUAAAGGAUGGCUAUCAGUGGCCUGAUGUCAGGUUGUGUCGGGCCUUCACUGGCCAAGGUUUGAAGGCAGUUCGUCUCGAUCCUCGCCCGAGUCAGUUCGUGAUCUAUAUUUGUUAUUGCCUAAUUGUUGCGUAUGACCUUGUCGCCCUAGGGCGUUAUUGAUUCCUAUUAAUCUUAGUUUAAGGCGUACCAGAAUGAGAUUGCGUCACUUUGGCACGGUAGCCUCUGUUUUAAUAUUGCUACCGUUUUGCCUUUUCAUCGCAACUGCUACCGACGAAGUUGUAAAAAAUGUCGAGAACAAGUCCAACAGUUCUGUCAGUGCACCUCCCCAAAAUGUCUCUGUGUCCAGCACAUCUACAACAGUUACCUCAGCUACAACUCCCACAUCGACUUCUACACCUAAACCAACUGUCAAAGGAAAUACUGAGAAUCAUGUGAUAAUAGUUGAUGGUGGUUUGGAGAAAAAUGUUACUUGGAAUGAAGUGAACGGUGGGAAAGAAGUGAAGAAAAUUACUUACAUCACUAGUGAUUCAAGUGGUAUGAAUAACAGUAGUAAAAUCAAAACUAUCAUUCCAGUUAAUAAUACUGCUCAGGGCAAUCAGUCUGCCAGUGAUUCUAAAAACGCUCUGAAUUCAUCAACUACCGAAUCUCCUGCUUCGAGCACAACCACAAAAAAGCCAAAUGUCACUACCACGGCAGCUCCCAACGAACCCAUAUUGCCUGAGAAAGGGUCUGCGGAAGCAGAACAUAACAGCUCUAUGGCCAUCUUUUUCGUAUUGUGCGUUUUAGCUAUCGGAAUCGUACUGAUUCAUUUCAUGCUUAUGACACAUUUUCAAUAUUUACCAGAAAGUGUAGUUAUAGUCUUCCUUGGAGCUUUGAUUGGUUUGAUCUUGAAUCUAAUGUCAGAUCAGAACAUUGGAAAUUGGAGGAAAGAAGAAGCCUUCUCACCGACUGCUUUCUUUUUAGUUCUCUUACCUCCUAUCAUUUUUGAAUCAGGAUAUAACUUGCACAAAGGUAACUUUUUUCAAAACAUUGGUUCAAUUUUGGUCUUUGCGAUAGCUGGCACCACCAUAUCAGCUCUUGUUAUUGGUGCUGGUAUCUACUUACUAGGUCUGGCUGAUGUGGCGUACAGACUUAGCUUCAUGGAGAGCUUUGCAUUUGGUUCACUGAUCUCUGCAGUCGAUCCAGUUGCAACCGUUGCAAUUUUUCAUGCCCUCGAUAUUGAUCCGGUGCUUAACAUGUUGGUGUUUGGCGAAAGUAUAUUAAAUGAUGCCAUAGCUAUUGUCCUUACUACUUCUGUAUUUGAAUCAGGCAAUCCUAACAUGUCAUCGUCUGAAGCUGUCUUAGCUGGUAUCAACAGAUUUUGUCUGAUGUUCUUUGCCUCUGCUGGAAUAGGAGUCGUUUUUGCUCUAAUUAGUGCUCUGUUAUUAAAGCAUGUCGACUUGAGAAAAAAUCCAUCUUUGGAGUUCGGCAUGAUGCUUGUUUUUACAUACGCUCCAUAUGCCUUAGCUGAAGGAAUUCAUUUAUCAGGAAUAAUGGCUAUUCUGUUCUGUGGUAUUGUGAUGUCCCAUUAUACCCAUUACAAUUUAUCUACGGUUACUCAGAUCACCAUGCAGCAGACAAUGAGGACGCUUUCAUUUAUUGCUGAAACUUGUGUCUUUGCUUAUCUCGGACUGGCAAUAUUUAGUUUCAAGCAUAGAGUUGAACCUGCGCUUGUCGUGUGGAGCUUAAUACUUUGCCUGAUCGGUCGAGCGUGCAACAUAUUUCCAUUGGCCAUCCUGUGUAACAAGUUCCGUGAGCACAAGAUCACCAAAAAGAUGAUGUUCAUUAUGUGGUUCAGUGGAUUGCGGGGUGCUAUAUCUUAUGCUUUGUCACUUCAUUUGGAAUUCAGCGAUGAAACUAGACAUGUUAUCAUCACAACUACGCUUAUAAUCGUUCUUGUGACAACUCUUCUCUUUGGAGGAUCCACCAUGCCACUGAUGAAGCUUCUUCAAGGAACCAAAAAGCCAAUCAUUGGUAGUAGGAGCCGCAGGAAACGCAAGGAAAAAGCACUAUCUCUGAGUAAAACCAAGGAGUGGGGCCAAGCCAUCGACUCCGAACACUUAUCAGAGUACACAGAGGAGGAGACAAUGGAGGUAAAUUUUAUCCAGUCGAGGAUUCGCGGUUUCGCAAAAUGGGAUCUAAAGUACUUUAUACCGUUCUUUACUAGGAGGUUCACCCAACAGGAACUUAAGGACUGUAAGUCGCAGAUGACCGACCUCACGAACCAAUGGUACCAAGCAAUCAGGAUCUCGCCCAACGAAUCAGACGAGGAGCAGCAGCCUAGCUGACAGCAGCAGGGAGUAGAGAAUCCUUUCGCCCAAGCCUAAAAGAAUUUUUCUAAUUCAGAAAAUAUAGAGAAUAUAAAUUUUAUUAAUUUAAUUUUAAUUUAAAUCUCUUCAUUAUAUCGAACGUUGUUUUUAUUUUAAGAAUUUCAAAAAAAAUUAUUCUGUCC